This is a messenger RNA of Oryzias latipes (Japanese medaka), 2655 nucleotides long. The record is from RefSeq and is a predicted model, not a curated record. NCBI's taxonomy places the organism in Eukaryota, Metazoa, Chordata, Actinopteri, Beloniformes, Adrianichthyidae.
GGCUGAGGUAGGGGGCGACGGUGAUGGUACCUACACCGGAGCGCACCGCUUGCCAAAGAAGAAGAAACUAUCAUGGCGGCCACCGGCAGUAACGUGGAGGAGAUCAGGAAUCUGGUGGUUCUAGAGGAGUUCGGAGUGAAGAAUGUCCACACAACAGACUUCCCUGGAAACUACCCUGGAUUCCAGGAUGGCUGGGACAUGAAGACCUUUCAGAAGAACUUUAGGAUUGACGUUGUGCAUCUGGAUGAGAACAACAUAGAGUUUGAUAUGGUGGGGAUUGAUGCUGCCAUUGCCAAUGCCUUUCGAAGAAUCUUACUUGCAGAGGUUCCGACCAUGGCCAUUGAGAAGGUGUUUAUCUACAACAAUACAUCGAUUGUCCAGGAUGAAGUCUUGGCCCACAGAUUGGGCCUUGUGCCCAUCAAAGCUGAUCCUCGUCUGUUUGAGUACAAAAACAUUGCCGAGGAAUUCGGAGAGCAAGAAGCUUCAGAAAUAGAUACAAUUCAACUUCAGCUGAAGAUCAAAUGCAGCAGGAACCCCAGAGCCAGCAAAGAGUCCUCAGACCCACGAGAGUUGUACCUGAACCACAUUGUGUAUUCCAAGGAUAUAAAUUGGGUCCCUUUGGGGAACCAGGCAGAUGUAUUUGCAGACAGUCGGAUUGGGGCAGUGCAUGAUGACAUUGUAAUAGCUCAACUACGACCUGGGCAGGAGCUGGACGUGGUCAUGCAUUGUGUCAAAGGCAUUGGAAAGGAUCAUGCCAAGUUUUCCCCGGUGGCAACAGCUAGUUAUCGUCUUCUCCCAGAUAUCACACUGAUGGAACAGGUGGAGGGAGAGAAGGCAGAGCGCCUGAAGCGCUGCUUUUCACGUGGAGUUAUAGAUCUAGAAGAUGUUCGAGGGAAGAAGGUUGCCAAAGUGGUGAACAGUCGACUAGAUACGUGUAGCAGGGAAGUACUUCGACACAAGGAUCUGAAGAACUUGGUGAAGCUGGGCAGAGUGCGAGACCAUUUCAUCUAACCACUGGCUUUUUAGCGUCAAGACGCCGCACGUCUAUCGCUGCUUUGAGGAGAAGGGCGGUCUAUGGGAAGGGAUGCCUACCGAUAUAUCAGCUUAGCCAGUUAAGUUCUGUUUAGUUUAUAACCUAUUGAAUUGUAUGACUUCAUGGUCUUCAUGAUUUCAUGUUUAUUAUAAAGCCCAUUGAGACGACUAUUGUUGUGAUAUUGGGCUAUAUAAAUAAAUUGAAUUGAAUUGGGAUUCGUGCAUUGCUCAGGUUUGUAGGGCAUAAACUUCUUUUCCCAGUCUUUGUUCAUAAAAUGCACCUUUAAAGUCACGAAGGACUUUGUGGCCCUGGAGGUCCAGCCGUCACACAUGAGCCCCACUCUUUCUGCUGUUUCCAGAAACACCAAAUAUGGUUGCUUCUGCACUAGGCUGGAGGGUGAUAUGGAGUGCAUCUGAUAAGGUUUUAAAAAUUGUAGACCAAUAGUUCACCAAAGCAGAGCAUGACCAGAACAUGCGGGUUAGAUUGGCUGGACUAUUUUUUGACAUCUGUCACAAUUUGUACUCUGAUGAGGAUAAAUUCUUGACAGUCUUCCCUUAGAAAAGUGAGCCCUAUGUAUAAUUUUAAACUGUAUUAUAUUUAACUUGGCUCAAGAGGUACUGUGGUUAACUCUCUGUAAGGCCCCAUUAUCAUUCAAACUUUGCCCAAGCUCUUCCUCCCAGCUGUCUCUUAUUUUCAGAAGAGCUGUGCUGUCAUGAAGUGAUAUACGGUCUUUGAUUUUGGAAAUUAAUCUUUUUGAAUUAAAUGGCAUCUCACACACCUCAUCUAACAGAGACUGGGGGUAUUAUAGAGAAGUUAGGGUCAUGCUGCUGAAGGAAGUUUCGGUACCUUGAAGGUACCGAAAAAAGUGAGAGUGAGGCAGAUUAAAUUUGGAAGUAAGAUCAUUGAAGCUUGCAAAUAUACAGUUUAGGUACAUGUCCUUAAAGUUAAUACCUUUCUCUUCCCAAAUUGUGAAUACAAAGUCUGUCUUACCAGGGAGAAAAAAGUGAUUUUUACGAAUAGGACUAGUGGUAAGGACCUGAGUGAGUCCAUAUGUCUGUCUGAAUUGAAACAUAAUUUUAAAGGAAUUUGUAACUACUGGAUUGGGUUUAAUAUAGUGUGAAAUGACACUAUAUUAAGUGUCAUUUCACUUAAUAUAGUCACCUCCAAAGAUUAGUUAAUGCAAAUUUAUGUCGGGUAUUAUAGGGGUAGUUUUCGUUAUAAAAUCCUCAUUGUCCCAGUUGGAAGCAUAUACAUUAACCAAAAGAAAAUGUCAUAAAGAACCCCGGAGACGAUGACAAAGCGACAUUAUGGAUCUAAUACGAUCCUGGUCGGUCUAAAUGGUAUUCUUUUGUGUACCAGAAUGGCAGAGCCCCAUGAUGUAGAAUUUAAAUUUGAAUGGAAAAUCUGCCCAAUCCAAGAUUUUCAUGAGUCUCAUCUGAUCUUUGUUCUGUAGGUGGGUUUCUUAGAGAAAAUUGAUUUCACAUUUUAACGAUUUGAGAUGAUUACAGAUUUGUGCUUUACAGGACCAUUUAGCCCCCUCACAGUUCAGCUAACAAAUCUCACACCAUCUUGUCUCUUACAAGCGCUCAUUUAUAAAAGAUAAAAAAGUAUUAUAACAAAAA